Molecule: messenger RNA, 2184 nt
Organism: Caenorhabditis sp. 36 PRJEB53466
Lineage: Eukaryota; Metazoa; Nematoda; Chromadorea; Rhabditida; Rhabditidae
Source: the annotation of a GenBank genome assembly
AUGGGAUUUCAGAUGUUUUUGCUCUUCUUUUUAACAACAUCCGCGUUGGCAGAUAUAGCCACGUACGGCUAUCAUCCAAAAGGCGCCAAUCCGACAUUGUACUCAUUAGAGGACAGGUACCUGAGACCACAUGGAUAUUAGAAUAGGAAGUGUAAUUUUAGUGUUUUACAACUUGACGAAGCCACUUUCAAUGACACCAUUUUUGGCCCAGAAACUGGAGAUGCAGGAUAUCUGGUUGAGGUAUCGAAUAAAUAAAGUAACCCGUUUGAUCAUCCUUCCUUCCAUUUCAGUUUUACUCUGACUGGUGUGGUCAUUGCCGAGCUUUUGCCCCAACCUACAAAAACCUGGCCAAAGAUGUGGAUGGAUGGCAGGAUGUUGUCAAGAUCGCCGCCAUUAACUGCGCCGAUCCGGUGAACGAGCAUGUGUGCCGAUCGAACGGUGUCCGAUUCUUCCCAUUGAUCAAGGUAAUCCGAUAUUUGUUUCUCGGCACAACAUCCUUUAGUAUUUCCCACGUGACUCCACCAACUCGACUGAAGGAUCUCAAAUUAAACCGUAUGCAACUGUUUCGGAAAUGAGGGGACAGCUCACCAAGGCUGUGAUGGAUGAUUAUGCGCUCAAUCGCUACCAGGAAUGGCCAACUUUUGAUUUCUUGAAAGAGUAUGCUAUGCCAUUCCAAUGAGUUAUUCUUUAUUCUAAAUGUUUCAGCGUGGUCACAUAUGGCGAAUUGUGGAAUGAAUCAUCUUCUUCUGCCAGUCACAUUGCUAUUAUUUUCGAAACUAAUCAAGCCAGUCUCACGGGUGCCCAGGUAUGUCGACCUAUUUUAUUCAGAUAAAAAAAGGGUUUUUCUUUUUUCCAGCUCCUCCUUGAUCUCAGUGGUAACCGAGACCGUCUGGUGGCUCGCAGAUGCCUUAAGAGCCAUCCAUUGGCCGAGGCGCUCAAAAUUACUGACUUCCCAUCGUUGGCCAUUUUCAAAAGAGGAGAACGGAAGCCGGUUUUGAUUGCUGAGUAGGUUAUCCACGCGUUUGUUUAUCUGACCCGACAUUUUCAGACUUCGUCGCUUGUUGCUCCGCGAGCUUGAACAGUUUUUGGGAAAACCAUCUGACCACUCACUCCAGACCAUUCAAUUCAGCAGCAGAAAGAACAAGACUAUCGAUUGCAACAAGGAUCCCGAACUGUAUCGAUUGGGUUUCAGAAUAGAUUCACCUCUGUUUUCAGGUGCAAACCAAACUAUUAUGUCUCCGAAGUGGAUAUGCUCAAGGCGAUGCGAUACGCUCUUUUCCGCGAAUCCGCCAGAACCGGCGCUCCCCUUCAAGCGGCGAAUCUUUCUGCUCUCUACGAAUUCACCUCUCUCCUCGCCGAUAACUUCCCUGUUGUGACACUCGAAGGAGCAACUGACAACUCGGUACAAAUGCCUUUGACGUAUUCGUGUAGAGUGUUCGCUUGCAGACGGUUCUUCACUUGGACAGAUCAAGCCGUGCCGUCAGAGUUUUUUCGCGACUCCGUGAUUUUAUUGCCGAAAAAGGAUUAGACUCGCCGGUUUCCGUUGAUGACUGGCAGAAAGAGUUCCUAGCUGCCGAAGCGGAAGCGGGUCAUCCCUUCCCACUGAACACUAACUGGGAUCAUUGUGCCGGUUCUUCCACUCAGUUCAGAGGAUACACCUGUGGACUGUGGACUACUUUCCAUGCGUUGACUGUUUCUGCUUUCAAAAACUGGCAAGCGAAGACUACCGGUAAACCGUUGCCCAUAAUGUCUAUAUUCACUGGCACUUCAGAUAUCACACUCCCGCUACCACCACUGCAAUCAAUUCGUGACUGGGUUGGAUCGUUCUUUGGAUGUAAUCACUGCAGAGACCAUUUCCUCAAAAUGACCACAGAUACGUUCAAAAUUGAGGCCAAUGUCAGCAAUUAUCGGGUUGUAUUGAGAAUGAGUGUUCGGUUUUUCUAGGUUCGCCGCCCAGAAGAUGUGUACCUCUACCUUUGGAAGGCCCACAACAAGGUGAACGCGAGACUUCAUGGAAGAGAGACUGAAGAUCCAAAGUUCCCCAAGUAUCAGUUCCCGGCCAAGUUCCUGUGUCCGAAUUGUAAUGCCAAAGGAUUCUUGAACGAGGAUGAUACUCAGCCCUUCCUUAUCGAGUACUAUUCUCGAAUCCGUCCAUACACUAAUUCCACUCAAAUUCAACAGUAG